This is a messenger RNA of Mobula hypostoma (lesser devil ray), 3018 nucleotides long. RefSeq names its product phosphofructokinase, muscle b (gene pfkmb). The record is from RefSeq and is a predicted model, not a curated record. Gene Ontology annotation, molecular function: AMP binding; 6-phosphofructokinase activity; identical protein binding. The coding region runs from base 146 to 2491 and encodes 781 amino acids. Lineage: Eukaryota; Metazoa; Chordata; Chondrichthyes; Myliobatiformes; Myliobatidae. Gene Ontology annotation, biological process: canonical glycolysis; fructose 1,6-bisphosphate metabolic process; fructose 6-phosphate metabolic process. Gene Ontology annotation, cellular component: 6-phosphofructokinase complex; cytoplasm; membrane. The transcript is spliced from 23 exons.
GACCUUUCCCUGCUGCCCUGACAUUUGCCAGGCACCAGCUGACUAUAUCAGUCCUGCAGCUCUGCUCUUGCUUCACACUCUGUCCAGAGAGAUCCCUGUCAUACUUCAGCAGCUGCCUCAGAGAUCCAUCGCCCUCUGCGACAACAUGGUUGUGGUCGAACGGUCCCGCCUGGAGACUCUGGGUGCCGGCAGAGCCAUUGCGGUGCUGACCAGUGGUGGAGAUGCUCAGGGGAUGAACGCCGCUGUCCGGGCCGUUGUCCGAGUUGGAAUCUACACUGGAGCAAAGGUCUACUUCAUUCACGAGGGUUACCAAGGUCUGGUUGAUGGAGGCGACAACAUCCGAGAGGCGACCUGGGAGAGUGUUUCAAUGAUGUUACAGCUGGGCGGCACGGUCAUCGGUAGUGCUCGCUGUAAGGAUUUCCGAUCGCGCGAGGGCAGGAUGAUUGCAGCCCUGCACCUGGUGAAACGUGGCAUCACCAACCUGUGUGUUAUCGGGGGUGACGGCAGCUUGACUGGAGCCAAUGACUUCCGCAUGGAGUGGAGUGGCCUGCUUGCCGAUCUCCAGAAGCAAGGUAAGAUUACGGCUGAGGAGGUGAAGGCUUCCUCCCAUCUGAACAUCGUGGGGAUCGUGGGCUCCAUCGACAAUGACUUCUGUGGCACGGACAUGACGAUCGGCACAGACUCUGCCCUCCACCGGAUCAUGGAAGUGGUGGACAGCAUCACAACCACUGCCCAGAGCCACCAGCGGACAUUUGUACUGGAGGUGAUGGGUCGACACUGUGGGUACCUGGCCCUGGUGUCGGGAUUGGCCUCUGGAGCCGACUGGGUUUUCGUCCCCGAGUCUCCCCCUCCGAAAGACUGGGAGGAUAUCAUCUGCCACAGGCUGAACGAGUCCCGUCAUCGAGGGUCGAGAUUGAACGUGAUUAUCGUGGCUGAGGGAGCUGUCGACCAAGAGGGAAAAGCAAUAACCUCGGGAUACAUCAGACAAAUGGUCACCCAACGUCUUGGUUUCGACACACGAGUCACUAUUUUGGGACAUGUACAGAGAGGGGGUACUCCCAGUGCCUUCGACCGCAUCCUGGGCAGUCGGAUGGGAGUGGAGGCAGUCAUGGCCCUUUUGGAGGCCACCCCUGCCACCCCAGCUUGUGUGGUGAGUCUGUCAGGGAACCAAGCCGUGCGUCUCCCUCUGAUAGAGAUGGUGCAAAUGACGAAAGAUGUUACCAAGGCAAUGGAGGAGAAACGGUUCAGUGAAGCCAUGAAACUCAGAGGAAGGAGUUUUGAGAACAACUGGGACACUUAUCGACUCCUCUCGCACUACGACCUUCCCUCCACCAAGAGUAACUUCACCCUGGCAGUGAUGAACGUGGGGGCUCCUGCAGCCGGCAUGAAUGCUGCUGUCCGAUCCGCCAUCCGCGUUGGGUUGACACAGGGACACAAGAUGUUGGUUGUCCACGAUGGCUUUGAGGGCCUGAUCAAUGGAGCGAUCGAAGAGUUCGGCUGGGCUCAGGUCAGUGGCUGGACUGGAACAGGGGGAGCCACCCUGGGAACCAAACGGGUGCUACCUGCCAAACACUGGCCUGAGAUUGUUAAAAACAUCAUCAAGUUCGGCAUCAACGGACUCCUCAUCAUCGGAGGUUUUGAGGCAUUUUUGGGCGCUCUGGAGCUUCUGGACGGACGCUCCCACUAUGAGGAGCUGUGCAUCCCAGUGUUGGUCAUCCCUGCCACGGUCUCCAACAACGUUCCAGGCUCCGACUUCAGUAUUGGGGCAGAUACAGCCCUCAAUGCCAUCACCUCCACUUGUGACAAGAUUAAGCAGUCAGCAGCGGGGACCAAGCGGAGGGUGUUUGUCAUUGAGACGAUGGGGGGUUACUGUGGCUACCUGGCCACCAUGGCUGGACUGGCAGCGGGCGCUGAUGCAGCAUACAUCUUUGAGGAACAGUUCUCCAUCCACGACCUUCAGGUCAAUGUUGAGCAUUUGACCGAGAAAAUGAAGACAACCGUCAAACGAGGCUUGGUACUAAGGAAUGAAAAGGCGAAUGACCACUACUCCACUGACUUUAUUUACAACCUAUACUCCGAGGAGGGCCGGGGGGUGUUUGACUGCAGGAAGAACGUCCUAGGACACAUGCAGCAGGGAGGAAGCCCCACUCCGUUUGACCGGAACUUCGGAACCAAACUGGGAGCCAAAGCUAUUCUCUGGUUCUCCUCUGCACUGAAGGAAGCGUACAGGCACGGUCGCGUAUUUGCAAACACGCCAGACUCGGCCUGUGUGCUGGGAAUGAAGAAGAGAAGUGUGCUGGUACAACCCAUCCUCCAACUCCGUGACCAGAUUGAUCUCGAACACCGGCUACCACUGAACCAAUGGUGGCUUCGUCUUCGCCCCAUCCUAAAGGUCCUGGCCAAGUACAGGGUCACAGCCGACAUCUCCGAACAGGCCUGUCUGGAACACCUCAGCUGUCACCCUGCGACUUCCACCGCAGCUCACACCUAAAAGGAAGGGGUGUCUGGGGAGAGUGAGGGAGCUUCCCCCCCCCCACUGCACACUUCUCAGAGCUUCAUCCAGGGUGGGGAAGAGGGGGCGGAGGCAAGAGAACCCCCCCCCACAAUGUUUGUGGUUGAAGGUGGAAUCUACCGAACUCUGUGGCAGUAAGGAAGCUUCCCUCAAACCAGGCAAUGGAAGUUGGGGAGCUUCACACUCCCUCUAUCCCCUCUUCUCCAUCUCCUCUAACCCCCACUCUGUUUCUCUCUCCCCCCUCCCUGCCACCCCUUCUCCCCCACUCUCCCUCUGUUCACCCUAACCCUCUCUUUCUCCUUCCCCUCACCUUCUCUCCACCAAACUCCCUCUCUCUCUCUGCCUACCCCUUUACUCUCUCACCCCUCCCUUUCUCUUACGGAGAAGGAACUGCACCCCAACUUCAAAGUCACGCUGUUACUGACUCUCCGGAGCUGGACUGUCUGUGUGACCAGAAAAUGUGAUAUUUGGAAGAAGGGAAUGAAUUAAAAAAUCUUUCCUUAUCA